This is a messenger RNA of Cryphonectria parasitica EP155, 275 nucleotides long. RefSeq lists its product as uncharacterized. NCBI's taxonomy places the organism in Eukaryota, Fungi, Ascomycota, Sordariomycetes, Diaporthales, Cryphonectriaceae. The coding region runs from base 58 to 216 and encodes 52 amino acids. The transcript has a single exon. The record is from RefSeq and is a predicted model, not a curated record.
AGAAGGGAAAAAAAAGAUAAUCAUUUGUACUCCUAGACCAUAUUUGUAUUGGGUAUUAUGGAAGUCGUCAUGAGCGCCAAUGGAGAAUGCGUCCUCGUGCGGUUCUUUGUGAGAUGCCCGAUCAUCAUGUCCCAGAACCGUUGCCAUCUGAUGCUAACCGCCGCCUCCGUUUUUGGUACGGAUAAUUUUGUCUUGCCCCAUAUUGCCAUGCGAUGACAGUUGUUAAGGUCUAUCUGUGUCUUUCUGAAAAAGCAUUGUCCCUCAAAACGCCAGAA